Lontra canadensis (Northern American river otter) is the source of this 1969-nucleotide messenger RNA. RefSeq names its product zinc finger protein 692 (gene ZNF692). Gene Ontology annotation, cellular component: chromosome; kinetochore. Gene Ontology annotation, biological process: regulation of transcription by RNA polymerase II. Gene Ontology annotation, molecular function: chromatin insulator sequence binding. The transcript is spliced from 10 exons. Bases 164 to 1795 code for a protein of 543 amino acids. The record is from RefSeq and is a predicted model, not a curated record. NCBI's taxonomy places the organism in Eukaryota, Metazoa, Chordata, Mammalia, Carnivora, Mustelidae.
CUCACGCCCUUGCCCAGCCCCGUGCCAGCGCUUCGGUGUCUCGGGUCCGGCCAUUGCUCGGCCUCGACCCCGUCUAGCUGCCGCCCGCCGCCCGGCGCUGGCUUCCACGCGCCGUAACGUCAGCCGGGGCGGUGAGGGUGCCGGGGCCGCGGACGCCGCCGGAAUGACUCGGUCCGGCUCCCAGGUCGCGGACGAGCCAACUGCGGCCCCCGCGGCGGGCGGAGCCGGGGCCUCGGGCCCGCCGACACGCGCGUCUCCUCCGCCCGGUAGGUCCCGGUGUCCAUGGCUUCCUCCCCGGUGGACGCAUCCCGCAGGCGGCAGGAGAAGCGGCGGCAGCUGGACGCGCGCCGCAGCAAGUGCCGCAUUCGCCUGGGCGGCCACAUGGAGCAGUGGUGCCUCCUCAAGGAGCGGCUGGGCUUCUCCCUGCACUCGCAGCUCGCUAAGUUCCUGUUGGACCGGUCCUGAGCCUUUGCCUCCCAAGGGUCUGCAGUAUCUGGUGCUCCUGUCUCAUGCCCACAGCCGAGAGUGCAGCCUGGUGCCAGGGCUUCGGGGGCCCGGGGGCCAAGAUGGGGGGCUUGUGUGGGAGUGCUCUGCAGGCCACACCUUCUCCUGGGGCCCCUCUUCAUGCUCCAUAUCUCCAGAGGAGCCCAAGCCAGCUUCCUGUCCAAAUACUGCCCUGAGAAGCUGGUGUCUGGAGGCCAGGAGCGGGCAGGAGCCUGCAGGUUUGGCAUCUGAGCAUGAUGAGAGGACUCCGGAGGCCAAGUUGCCCAGCAGGGAAGUGGGACCCUUACUGGAGACCUUCCCAACCCCAGGAGAAGACAGGGAGGAGGAAGAUGAGGAUGAAGAGGAGAUGCUCAGUGAUGCCAGCCCAUGGACCUACAGCUCCUCCCCAGACGACAGUGAUCCAGAUGCCCCCAGAGUACUUCCUUCCCCUGUCACCCAUGCACUUAAGGACGGGGAGACACCCCCGGCCCCAGCAGCUCCCCUCAAUCCUCUUGCUGUACCACCUUCAUCAACAUCCUCAUCGGGUUCUGGAGCUCUUCUGCCUACGGAAGUUGGGGUACAGCCAGAACUCAGAGGGACACCUCAAGCAGCCCAGCAGACUGAGCCCCUGGCCAGCGCUGGGAGUCAGGCCCAGUCUGCUCUGACCUUGGCCUGGGAGGAGGACACGACACAGAUCGGCCCCAAGAGAAUUAGGAAAGCUGCCAAAAGAGAGCUGCUGCCUUGUGACUUCCCUGGCUGUGGAAGGAUCUUCUCCAACCGGCAGUAUUUGAAUCACCACAAGAAGUACCAGCACAUCCACCAAAAGUCCUUUUCCUGCCCAGAGCCAGCCUGUGGGAAGUCCUUCAACUUUAAGAAACACUUGAAGGAGCAUGUUAAACUGCACAGUGACACCCGGGACUACAUCUGUGAGUUCUGCGCCCGGUCUUUCCGCACCAGCAGCAACCUCGUCAUCCACCGGCGCAUCCACACUGGAGAGAAACCCCUGCAGUGUGAGAUCUGUGGAUUCACCUGCCGCCAGAAGGCUUCCCUAAACUGGCACCGGCGCAAGCAUGCAGAGACAGCCGCUACUCUGCUCUUCCCCUGUGAGUUUUGCGGCAAGCGUUUCGAGAAGCCAGACAGCGUUGCAGCUCACUGCAGCAAAAGCCAUCCAGCCCUGCUCCCAGUCCCACAAGAGUCACCCGGCCCGUCGGAGCCCUGUCCCAGCAUCUCUCCCUCUGCAACCCUGGGGUCUGGUGAUGAGUCCAGGCCCUCUGUGGUUCCUCAGGCUCUGACCGUGCUCCCUCAGCAGUGAGCAUUCCUGAGCUCUGAGGAACCAGACCCUCGAGACUGAAGAGGAGCAAGGAAGAGAAGUGCCAGGUGCCUGGUGCCCAGAAACCAGGGUGUCAGGGAGUUUAGGGUGGGGGCAGAAAAGCCAGGCUACUUUAGUCUUCCUAAAGGACAGAAUAAACCCAGUAUUUCACAUGGA